AUGACUUUUAUGAUACAGCCAGAGUUUUACGGAUAUGACGCCGCUGCCGCAGGAGUUAUUGGUGCCAUCACUGCUUCAUACAUCAUUGGAUUCCCAUUAAUGUAUUUGAGAGACAAUGCAAACAAACGUGACAAGCCAAGUGGAUUUACGCAGAAAUUGGCACCAACACUCUUCCAAGUUCGAAUCUCAACAUCCAAAAAGUCCACAGGACUUCCACCUACAAGCAUUUCUCUCGAGCUUGAUGGUAGUCGUGGAAGCUCUGGCUUGAUUCGUCUGAAUGCGCCCAAAUUCGGAAAUGGGUGGGCCGAUUUCCUGGUAGCUGCUCCUCCGGUGGGUGAGCUAGUUGGAGUACGACUUGAAGUAUCAUCGCAAGUCUCCUGGAUACCCGACAAAGUUACCGUAGCCGAAGUCGGAUCAAAGAAGAUGCUUGCUACCUUCAACGGGGCGAAUUGGUUCUCGGAUGGCCCAGACGCCCAGACUCAUGUUCAAUAUCUUACAGUCGCACAAAAGUCAACUGAAGAGCUGUCAUUCCGGACGGUAUUCUGGUAUACCAUGAGAGAUGAGCACUCUGCUGUCUCUGUAUCAUACCCUCCUGCAGGAACAAAUUACUCACGAUUGGCUAGAUGGUCUGCUAUCUUCACCGCACUAUUCGUCCAGCUAGCAUUGAUUGUAUCUCUUUCAUUCGACUUCUUUGAAAGAGGUAUACCUGGAUACGGCCACUGCUUUGGCUCUACUGUGUUUGCUCUAGUGGUCGGCCAAUUUAUCACUUUCGCCUUUGGUGUACUCUUCCGAAGAGUAAAGCACCCAUCUCUCACCUCAUCAGAAGAAGAGGAUCCAUUACGUGGAAGCCCAUCUGCCGCACUUGGUGUACCUGGUGCUCGACCCGCCAAUUUAACUAUUAGUUCCGACGCAUUAAACACUCGGGCCAGCGUGUCUUCUGGUCUGAUGCUCCCCUCUUGGAUGCUUUCAAUCUUAUGGUUCCUGAUGCUCAUCAUUUCUUUCGCGUCUGCCUUCAACGCUCUGGUCGAUGGAUAUGACAUCCCUGUUUAUGUCUAUGCUGUAUAUGUCGGGUACUUCUUCCUCUCCAUCUUCCUCCGUAUGGCUGUCACCGAAAUUGCAUACUGCGCUUUCCUCGCAUGGUUAAGAACGCGCCAAAAUCGGAAAUCAUCGUCAUCGUCAAGAUCCGAUGACAUGAGUCUUGAAACUGGACUGCUCAGAAAUGCUGCUGCACCUGGCAGCGGUGGUAACAAGAAUGUACUAUUCAAGGAUGUCGACUCUGGUCCAGGCACGCCCAAGGAAGGCAUUCCUCCCACAACUCAUGAAGUGCAGACGACCGUCAAGCUGGACGUCAAGGACUUUUCAAGCCCUGACUUCCUUGCAGAUGAGGAAGAUAAUGAAGAUGAAGACGAAGAUCAUGAAGAAGACGACGAAAACAAGGAUAUUUUGUAA
Messenger RNA from Synchytrium microbalum, 1449 nucleotides. RefSeq lists its product as uncharacterized. Bases 1 to 1449 code for a protein of 482 amino acids. Gene Ontology annotation, molecular function: protein binding. The record is from RefSeq and is a predicted model, not a curated record. Lineage: Eukaryota; Fungi; Chytridiomycota; Chytridiomycetes; Synchytriales; Synchytriaceae. The transcript has 6 exons.